AUGUACGUUGAUGAUCUUCUGACUGGAUUCAACUCCACUGAAGAGGCUAUUGAAACACGAGAACAAAUUAUCCAUCUAUUGAGGAAAGGAGGACUCAACAUGCGUCAAUGGGCUUCCAAUAAUUCCAAAAUUCUAGAAGGACUCCCACAUGAUGAGAUCAACCAGCAUUUGCAGCUUGAUGGGGACAAACCCCUGAAAACUCUUGGCAUUUCCUGGAACUCAGAAAAUGAUAGCAUUAACUACACUGCUAAACACAUUAAAAUCACUGGAGCAAUCACUAAACGAAAAAUCUUGUCAGAAAUUGCUGCCAUCUUUGACCCUCUAGGCCUUCUGGGCCCUGUUAUUUUGAAAGCAAAAACUAUAAUACAACAGCUCUGGUCAGCAAAGCUUGAUUGGGAUGAAUCCAUACCUCUCCAUAUAUUAACAAUAUGGACUGACUUCUGUAACCAGUUGUCAUUGAUUAAUGAUUUGAGAUUUGACAGAAAAACCCUUGUUAAAGACACAAUCACCAACGAAAUCCACGGAUUUUGUGACGCCAGUGAAACUGGCUUCGGAGCUUGCAUUUACCUCAAAUCGACAGAUUCCUCAGGUUUUACACAAACGACUUUGUUAUGUUCAAAAUCCAGAGUAGCUCCAUUGAAAAGUAUUAGUAUUCCUCGUCUAGAGCUUUGUGGAGCAUUAACCCUAUCCAAUCUUCUUCAAUCAGUCCAGCAAUCCAUCAAUAUUCCAAUCACCAAAACUGUCCUCUGGACUGAUUCCAUGAUAGUCUUACACUGGAUCCAUACUCCUCCUCAUUCCUUGAAAACUUUCGUCCAAAACAGAGUCUCAGAAAUCCAAUCUUUAACAGAAUCUUGUGAAUGGAAACACGUGUCAUCAGGAGACAAUCCUGCUGAUGCACUGUCUAGAGGACAAUUACCAACUGAAUUUAUCCACAAUCAACUCUGGGCUACUGGAUUUAUUCCAAAGGCGAAUAGUCAACGUUGGCAGGGGCGAGUGACAUUGGCGGAAUUAGAGAAUACACGAGUCCGUAUCAUCAAACUUGUUCAACUACAAGCGUUUGGGGGAGAGAUCAAGAUGCUGACACAAAGAGACACGAAGGUUCAACAUCAACCCAGUCAGUUGAAGCAAUUAAAUCCAUUCAUUGAUACUCAAGGCGUGCUACGGGUAGGAGGAAGACUACAAAAUGCUGGACUUCCCUUUGACCAGCAACAUCCAAUUGUUUUGCCAUCCACUGGAAACAUCACAGCAUUGAUCAUCUCCAAAUAUCACCUUGACAAUUGUCAUUCAGGCAUUCAGAAUACACUAUAUUCAAUUAGACAAAAUUACUGGAUUCUGGGUGGGAGAAAUUCAGUUCGGAAGAUAAUUCGAAAAUGUCCCACAUGCUGCCGAGCCAACCCACCUAUAACCAAUUACGUUAUGGGAAAUCUACCGAAGGGUCGAGUAUCACAAACAAUCAGACCAUUUGUGAACGUGGGAGUCGACUUCUGCGGACCAUUUCUCAUCAAGGAAAGGAAGCAUCGGAACAGGAAUACAACCAAGGUCUACGUCGCUGUGUUCAUUUGCCUCUCCGUGAAGGCCGUACAUCUAGAGCUGGUCAGUGAUCUCACUACCACAGGUUUUUUGGCCGCUCUAGAUCGAUUCAUGGCUAGGAGAGGAAAACCAUCAACCAUUGAGUCAGACAAUGGAACCAAUUUUACGGGAGCCAAUAACGAAUUGAAAAACAUCAUCAAGGAUGUACAACACCCCGAGCAAGAAGCAAUCAUAUCGCGAAGACUGAAUGACCAAGGGAUUCAAUGGAAAUUUACACCUCCAUUAUCUCCACAUUUUGGCGGUAUUUGGGAAGCUGCAGUCAAAUCAUUUAAGCAUCAUUUGAUACGAGUUACAAAAAACAGCCUUUUCACCUUCGAGGAAUUAAACACCUUCAUCAUCAAAAUAGAGGGAAUUUUGAACUCGCGACCAAUUUCUCCCAUGUCAACCGAUCCAAAUGAUAUCCAAGCACUCUCACCAGGCCAUUUUCUGAUCGGUACUCCACUCACCAGCAUUCCCGAACGUGAUCUUAAACAAGAUAAAAUCAAUACUCUAUCCAGAUGGGAAUUGAUCCAGAAAAUGAAACAAGAUUUUUGGACUAGAUGGAAUAAGGAAUAUCUGAACGAGUUGAAUAUUAGACGAAAAUGGACCACUGGAAGUCAUGAUAUUAAAAGGGACUCAAUUGUGUUGCUGAAGGAUGACAACACUCCACCCAUGAAAUGGAAACUUGGUCGAGUGAUUGAUCUUCACCCAGGAGUAGACAACAUCAUCAGAGUCGUCACAGUAAAAACAGCCACCGGAAUCCUGAAACGCAAUGUCAAACGUCUCGCCCCCUUGCCAACGCCUGCUUCAACGAAUUAA
Molecule: messenger RNA, 2388 nt
Organism: Diachasmimorpha longicaudata
Lineage: Eukaryota; Metazoa; Arthropoda; Insecta; Hymenoptera; Braconidae
Exons: 2
Coding region: 1-2388 (795 amino acids)
Biological process (GO): DNA integration
Molecular function (GO): nucleic acid binding
Source: RefSeq, a predicted model, not a curated record